Molecule: messenger RNA, 1704 nt
Organism: Dibothriocephalus latus
Lineage: Eukaryota; Metazoa; Platyhelminthes; Cestoda; Diphyllobothriidea; Diphyllobothriidae
Source: the annotation of a GenBank genome assembly
AUGGCUGACAAGGGUAAAGCAGUCCCGCCUGGUGGAGUUCCACUCAAAACCAUAAAGGAGCAGGCUAUUGCCCGUUAUCGAGCCCUCCGUUGGGAGAUCUGGUUGGAUUUUGCGGGCUCCACCACUCUGCACGGUCCCAUUCAUCUUACGGCUACAAAGGGCAGGACGCGAAUUUACUAUGCAGUAGUCGUGUUUCUGAUGGUUUUCAUGUUCUUCUUGCACACGGCCUACUUAAUUCGACACUAUUUCAGUUACCCCAUCUUGACAGAAAUAAAGUACAACAACAUCGAUUAUGUUUACCCCGAUCUGACCAUCUGCCCAAAUAGUCCUAUAAACAUUGCGGACUUGGAGGGUUCGGAGACCGGAAGGAAGUUGAAAACAGCCUAUCAGGAAGCAAAGGAAUUUUGGUUGAAGCAAGAAGACUUUUUUAAUGCCUCACCUAAUGCACAAGUUAAGCGCACCCUCACCCGAAAGUUUUUUGAAAACUCAAAGAGCCUCGAGCACUCUUUGUACUAUCGUUGCUUCACCCUUCGUGUCCGUCCAAAACCGCCAGUCCCGGCUGGUCCCACUCAUGGCAUUAGACUUAUAUUGCACCGGGGGAGUAAGUCGACGCCCGUACUUCUGCUCAAUGAGGAGGAACCCUUUCUUCUUCAGUCUACAAGUGAUGCCAAUGCCUGGAAGGCUAAGGAGGGUUUCUUCAUCGCGUUUCAUGAAGCGGACACCUUCCCAUCUUUUCCACUUCAGCAACUUCCCAACGGUCUUUCAGUGCGUUUUGGAACGACGACAACCGUAGCGCUUACUUCAACCGAAAUUUUGUCCGUGAAUCUCGCGGGAAGGAGCUGCGUGGAACAGUCUGAGGCUCCGGCAAUUCAGCUGGUCCGCCACGAUUUCAUGUCCCGAAGCAAUGCUGAAAUGACACAUGGCGAUGACGACAAGGCGCAAUUCGCCUACACGGAAAGAGCUUGCGUGGCCGUUCUUCGACAAAAGCUAACCUAUGAAAAAUGCAAAUGCUUCUCGGAGGCUUAUUCUAUUCCCUACUCCAUGCGAAAUAUUGGGCAAACUUGGUGCCACGACAUCGAAACAAGCACUAGCAAACUUAUCCAGAUUAAGCAAACACUCAGUUGUAUGAAGGAAGUGGAAAGACUCACAGAUCGACAGAUUUAUCCCAACCUUCCCACCACGGCACUUGAUCUCUGUCCCGCCAAUUGCUCCCCAAUUAAGCGUAUGGAGUGCAAGGCCACUGAUAAGGUCGUGGAGAUGAUACAACCCAGCGAACCCGGAGACGGUGUGCCUGGCUGCCCCCUUCGCUGUGGACGUCGAAUACACAGCAUUCAUUCCCACUUUACGAGCCAGCUCGACCAAGAUAUCUCAGCGGAAAAUAUGAUAACCUACUUUGAACGAAUUCAGUUAGAGGGGCGGAAUGGAACGAGUGAUAGUUUUGUAAAACGCGAGGACAAACAAAUUAGUGCUAGCGACUUGAUUUACCUUGAUAUAAGUCCAGUUUCGGAGAGCAUAAGCCAGAUUAUCGAAGAUCAGGGCUACACUCUGGUCCAAUUCUUCAGUGAACUGGGCGGCGUUUCAGGCUUAUACGUGGGUAUUACAAUCUACACCUUUGCUGAGGUUGCUGACGUCAUUGUGCGAUACUUUUCCAUCUUUUUACCCUAUCUUCUGGCUAAAAUUCGUCCUGCUCGACGAGCGAAUUAA